This is a messenger RNA of Mesocricetus auratus (golden hamster), 7078 nucleotides long. RefSeq names its product MN1 proto-oncogene, transcriptional regulator (gene Mn1). Lineage: Eukaryota; Metazoa; Chordata; Mammalia; Rodentia; Cricetidae. The transcript is spliced from 2 exons. Bases 828 to 4715 code for a protein of 1295 amino acids. Gene Ontology annotation, biological process: regulation of DNA-templated transcription. The record is from RefSeq and is a predicted model, not a curated record.
GCUAGAGGCAGACGCGGAGCGGGAGCCCGGACCUCGUAACGCCCCGCCCGCCCCGCUCGCCCGUGCGGCCCCUUCCCGGGUCCGAGGGGACCCGCGGAGCGCGGAGGCGGGAACCGCAGCCUCGGAGCCACCGGCCGCACGCCUCCCCUCCCGCGCGCGGCCCGAGACGUCCGCGAACUCGCGCGGCGACUAGCGGACGAGCCCGAGCCGCGGAGCCGCGCGUCUCCCGCAGCCUGCGCUCCCGCUCCGGCGCCCGCAUCUUCUGCUGCGGGGCCAGCACCGGCGAUGACGAGAGGAGCCUCCUGUCUUCCGAGCCGCUGAAGCAUUCGCCGCCGAUCGCCCGGAGGUGCGGGAACCCGUGCGGCCUGGGCGCGGGGACUCGGGGCAGGGGAGGGACCUAGGGGCUCUCCUACGGCCCCAGCCACCGCUCGGCGGACUCCAGAAGGUGAUCAUUCUGUUCUCCCGCUCCUUUCCCUCCCACCACUUAACUUUUUGUCUCAGCUAGUCGACCGCUAGGUCUCCUCUCCGCAUACCCACCCGCGGCUGUGCCAUCCGCUCGGGGCAUGGGCCCCCCGACAAGGCUCCAGGAGGCGCCGCGGCCUCUCAAGACGUGAGAGGCCGGCUUGGGUAGAUUCCGAGGUUCCGGAGAGCAGCGGAGAGCUGCCAGCCGGCGCCCGCGCGCCCGGCCGGGUGGCGGUGAGCGCUGCGCCCUGCGCGGUGCAGAACGUCCCGGAGCGCCGGAGCCGCGGCUGAAGCGAGUAGCUGGCCCGAGGAGCACCGCGGAGCAGGCUGUCAUGCCCUAUUGAUCAUCCCCUCCCCCGCCAAGUAUGUUUGGGCUGGACCAGUUCGAGCCCCAGAUCAACAGCCGGCACGCUGGCCAGGGCGAGGGGAACUUUAACGAAGCCGGACUGAGCAUGAACGCCCACUUUAAGGCGCCUGCUUUCCACGCCGGGCCCCCUCCUGGCCCUGUGGACCCUGCCAUAAGCGCUCUGGGUGAACCCCCGAUCUUGGGUUUGAACAUGGAGCCCUACGGCUUCCACGCGCGCAGCCACUCCGACCUGCACGCCGGGGGGCUGCAGACACAGCCUGUGCAUGGCUUCUUCGGUGGCCAACAGCCUCACCACAGCCACCCCGGAGGCCACCACCCGCACCAGCAUCACCCUCAUUUCGGGGGCAACUUCGGUGGUCCGGACCCAGGUGCCUCGUGUCUGCACGGGGGCCGGCUGCUUGGCUACGGAGGUGCAGCGGGCGGUCUGAGCAGCCAGCAGCCCUUCGCAGAGAGUUAUGAGCACAUGGCGGAGAGCCAGGGGCCGGAGGGCUUCGGCCCGCAGCGGCCAGGAAACCUUCCGGACUUCCAUAGUUCGGGCACCUCAGGGCACGCGGUGCCUGCCCCGUGCCUGCCGCUGGACCAGAGCCCUAACCGGGCUGCCUCUUUCCACGGCCUGCCCGCCUCCAGCGGCUCGGAUUCUCACAGUCUGGAGCCUCGGAGGGUGACGAACCAAGGAGCUGUAGACUCGCUGGAAUACAGUUACCCGGGCGAGCCGCCCUCAGGACAUUUUGACAUGUUUUCGCCCUCUGACUCCGAAGGGCAGCUGCCACAUUAUGCGGCGGGUCGCCAGGUUCCCGGGGGCGCUUUCCCGGGUGCUUCGGCCAUGCCCAGAGCCGCAGGCAUGGUGGGUUUGUCCAAAAUGCACGGCCAGCCACCUCAGCCACCGCCACAACAGCAGCAACCUCAGCACGGAGUGUUCUUCGAGAGGUUUGGCGGGACCCGAAAGAUGCCUGUGGGUCUGGAGCCUGCAGUGGGCUCCCGGCACCCGUUAAUGCAGCCUCCCCAGCAGGGCCCACCACCCCCGCAACAACAGCCCCCGCAGCAGCAGCCGCCACCACCUGGGCUUCUGGUCCGACAGAAUUCUUGCCCUCCUGCUCUCCCGCGGCCCCAGCAGGGCGAGGCUGGCACACCAAGCGGCGGCCUGCAGGAUGGGGGCCCCAUGCUGCCCAGCCAGCACGCACAGUUCGAGUACCCCAUCCACCGGCUAGAGAACCGGAGCAUGCACCCGUAUUCUGAGCCUGUUUUCAGCAUGCAGCACCCCCCUCCUCAGCAGGCACCCAACCAGAGGCUGCAGCAUUUCGACGCGCCCCCCUACAUGAACGUGGCCAAGAGGCCGCGCUUCGACUUUCCGGGCAGCGCAGGCGUGGACCGUUGCGCCUCGUGGAAUGGCAGCAUGCAUAACGGCGCCCUGGACAACCAACUCUCUCCCUCUGCCUACCCAGGCCUCCCAGGCGAGUUCACACCGCCUGUGCCGGACAGCUUCCCCUCAGGACCGCCCUUGCAGCACCCGGGUCCGGACCAUCAGUCUCUGCAGCAGCAGCAGCAGCAGCAACAGCAGCAGCAGCAGCAGCAACAACAACAGCAGCAACAGCAACAGCAACAGCAACGCCAGAAUGCGGCCCUCAUAAUUAAACAGAUGGCGUCUCGGAACCAGCAGCAGCGGUUACGACAGCCCAACCUGGCCCAGCUAGGCCAUCCCGGGGACGUGGGCCAGGGCGGCCUGGUCCAUGGAGGUUCGGUGAGCGGUUUGGCCCAGACGAACUUUGAACGCGAAGGCAGCAGCGCGGGUGCGGGGCGCCUGGGCGGCUUCGAGCAGCAGGCACCCCACCUGGCGCAGGAGAGCGCGUGGUUCCAGGGUCCACACCCGCCCGGAGAUCUGCUGCCCCGGAGGAUGGGAGGUGCUGGGUUGCCGGCAGACUGUGGCCCGCACGACCCUGGCCUGGCACCUCCCCCUGCUCCGGGUGGCUCAGGGGUGCUAUUUCGAGGCUCUCUGCAGGAGCCUCUGAGGAUGCCGGGGGAAGGCCACGUGCCCUCGCUGGCUUCGCCGGGGCUGCAGUUUGGGGGCAGCUUGGCCAGCCUAGGCCAGUUGCAGUCGCCUGGGGCCGGUGUGGGGCUGCCCAACGCUCCGUCGGAGCGGCGGCCCCCGCCUCCGGACUUCCCUGCGCCAGCUCUCGGGGGCCAGCCCGGUUUUCCAUUUGGCUCAGGGAGCCGGCAGGCCACUCCGCACAGCGCUCCAGGCGUGAACUCGCCCCCGAGUGCGGGCUCGGGUAGCGGCAGCUCGGGCGCUGGCGGGGGAGCUUACCCGCCGCAGCCGGAUUUCCAGCCCAGCCAGCGCAGCUCGGCCAGUAAACUGGGCGCUCUGUCGUUGGGGUCCUUCAACAAGCCCAGCUCCAAGGACAACCUGUUUGGCCAGAGCUGCCUGGCUGCGCUCUCCACCGCUUGCCAGAACAUGAUCGCCAGCCUGGGUGCCCCCAACCUCAACGUGACUUUCAAUAAGAAGAACCCACCCGAGGGGAAGAGGAAACUGAGCCAGAACGAGCCCGAUAGCGCGGCCGCAGCCGGCAACCCGGGCUCGGAUUACUUCCCCGGAGGGACUACUGGGGCCCCUGGGCCCGGAGGCCCUUCCGCGGCCGGUGGUGGCGGUUCCAAAUCCUCAGGACCGCCUAACCCACCCAUCCAGGGGGAUGGCACCAGUCUCUCCCCCAAUUAUACCCUGGAAUCAACAUCGGGGAACGAUGGCAAGCCUGUCCCCGGGGGCGGUGGCCGGGGAAGGGGACGCAGAAAAAGGGACAGUGGUCACGUGAGCCCCGGGAACUUCUUCGACAAGUACUCUGCAGCUCCUGACAGUGGGGGAGCACCAGGGGUGAGCCCUGGGCAGCAGCAGGCUUCUAGCUCGGCUGCUGGGGGAAGCUCAGUGAACGAGGCCCGCGGGCCCACGCCCCACGAGAAGGCCCUCACGUCACCUUCUUGGGGAAAGGGAGCCGAGUUGCUCCUUGGGGACCAGCCGGACCUCAUGGCGUCCCUGGACAGCACAGCCAAAUCGGAUGGUAGUUCCCCGCACGUGGGUGAGUUCGCCUCUGAUGAGGUGAGCACAAGUUAUGCGAACGAGGAUGAAGUGUCCUCCAGUUCUGACAACACUACAGCCCUGGCCAAAGCCAGCCGAAGCCCCCUGGUGACCAGCUCACCCAAACUCCCUCCUCGAGGGGUGGGUGAACACGCACCGAAGACCCCUGCGCUCGGCCUGGGUAUCCUGUCUACCUCUACCUCGACCCCUGACAGCUAUGGUGGGGGUGUGGGCACCGGCCAUCCUGGCACUCCAGGCUUGGAGCAGGUCCGGACCCCAACAAGCAGCAGCGCUGCGCCGCCCCCCGAUGAGAUCCAUCCCCUGGAGAUCCUCCAGGCCCAGAUCCAGCUGCAGAGACAGCAGUUCAGCAUCUCGGAGGACCAGCCCCUGGGGCUCAAGGGUGGCAAAAAGGUUGAGUGUGCCGUAGGGGCCUCAGGAGCACAGAAUGGUGACAGCGAACUGGGCAGCUGCUGCUCCGAGGCCGUCAAGAGCGCCAUGAGCACCAUCGACCUGGAUUCUCUGAUGGCAGAACACAGCACCACCUGGUACAUGCCCGCUGACAAGGCCCUGGUGGACGGUGGAGAUGAGGACAAGACGCUGGCGCCCUGGGAGAAGGCCAAGCCCCAGAACCCCAACAACAAAGAAGCCCAUGACCUCCCCACCAACAAGGCCUCAGCCACCCAGCCCGGCAGCCACCUGCAGUGCCUGACUGUCCACUGCACAGAUGGUGACCCCAAGGCCCGCGCCUCUGUACCCACCUGGCGGUCUCUGCACUCCGACAUCUCCAACCGAUUUGGGACAUUUGUGGCCGCCCUGACUUGAGCCCAUGGGAGCCCCUGCCCUACCUACCAUGAGGGCCUUUGUGGUUGAGCAGACUAAUAUUUUUGUCUAGGUUGGUACCUGCUUAGUGGCACUCGGAACGGAAAGGGUUCAUUGCAAGGGACUGGGGAAAGGUGAUUAAAAAAAGAACCUCAAAAUAAUUAUUUUAAAGAAGCUGUGUGCCACAUUGCGACACCAGCGUCAGUCCUCAGCCAACAGUAAACGCUGGCUCAAGCCGUUUUCCUGCUAGAGAACCCCCCUGUUUUCUGUACUCAGAGAGUGUUCUAGAAGACCCUUGCCUUGUUUAAGCCCAGGCGGGGUGCACCUGUCACCCCCUUUUCUUUCUUAUUCUCUUUGAUCUUCUCCCCCUCCCCUUUCUCUUUCCCAUUUGCUUCGUUCAUCACUUACCAAGAUGGAGGUCUUGGAGAGCAGUGUUCUGGAAUAUUCCCUGGUGGGAGCUGCAGGGUCAUCGCAGCGUUAGCUACUCUCAUUGUCACCAGUUAGGAGACAAGACAACGGGCAGCUAGAGGAACAGUCAGGGACUGGGUUUUCUCUGUUCCCUGAGAACUUGGAGAGGUAUUUUCCUCACUGGCCCUUAGCCUUCAGCUAGCUUCCGUUCCUACCACUGGGAACUGUCCAUCUCGUCCCAACUGGGUUGCAUGCUGGAUGCUGGGAUGCUGUGUCCAGCCACUUGGAGGAUGCCUGCCAGAGCCAAGAACUCCCUUCUCCUUUACUGACUUCACCAUUGCACACCCUGCCUUUCUCUGUGCUGAGCAGGGUGGACUUGUGACCCUCAAAGGGGACAGGGGAGGUGUAGUCAGCUGUCCUAGUGACUUCUUGGCCCUGCUCUCCCAAGUGGUAGCCAGGGUACCUCAGCUCUCCCACUUCUUCCUGGCCUACUCUAAGGGACUCCAUCCUGGGAGGAGGGAUAAGGUAACCAGACUCAGGCUGAGACAGUCUCUUGGAUCCUGCAGUUCCCUCACAGGGUUAGGAGAGAAGGAGAAUAAAAUGAACGUCUUCAUGAUGUCCGUUGCUGGGCCUCGUGUUCCCUUCAUGGGAUAUCUCCUGGCAUUUUUAUUUCAUUUCAUUUUGAUUUAAAAGCAGAGCCCUGUUCAAUAUGUCCCCUGGGAGAGGCCCUCCCCACCCCCACCCCCAAGCAGAGAGGAGCAGAGAUUUCAGUGCUGGCUAGACAACACCAUGGGUGUGGUCUACAACCUACCGACUUAUGUGACCCACUGCUGUGGGGCUGUCUGUUCCUGGGAGGGGCAAGCCAGAGCCAACCCUGUUUCAGCUCAGUUUUUAUUGUCAGCAUGUCUUCCCAAUUGCCCCUUUCUGAGCCCCUACCCCAACUUGACAGACCCCCUUCCUCUUCUUAGCAAGAGGCCCGAAGGCUUGGGGCCCUCCAGACACCCGUAUUGUUCGUGUCAGGGGACUUUCAACCGUGGGAGCCACUUGCCAAAAGCUGGCUCUCUACCUCGUAUCGCCCCCCCUUGGCUGAGGUCUGAACCCCCAGGGUCUGCACUUGUUGCCUGGGCAAUGUGAUGGGGUUCUGAGGGCAGGCAGAAACAGGUGACAGGGGCUGGUGAGCAGGAAGGGCCCCCCACCCCAUCCCCGUUCCCUUCUGGGUUGCGUGCUGGAUGCUGGGAUGGGGAUGGCUUUCCCAUUCCAAGGGUCACAGGAGCGUCCUCCAGGCUUUGGUCCAGACUCUACGCUCACCCUCAGAGUUUGCGAUGUCUAGAUGUCUGAGAGAGCCAGCCCCUUCAUGUCCCACACAAGAAUGACUUCUCCUUCACUGCUUAAGGCUGGGGAACGAGAGUGUCCUAGAAUCCAUCAGCAAGUCCACAUACAGCCACCAGCGUGUGGCUCAGGCCACUUCCAACAUCCCCCGCCCCCCCCCACACCAAGUGUCCAAUGUUAUCAUGUUCUCACUCCCCACCGCCCCAGGGUGAAACAGCUUUUUAAGAUAGCCUUAAGCAAAAGGAUGUCAUGUCAUUAAAUUUGGUUCAGUGGGAAGAGUAAAAGUGAAGAGAAACCACGCCCGAAGCGCGAGAGCCCGGGAACAGUGUAAUCAGUAUGCAGCCAACUCCAGUAGAGAGAAGAAAAUCGCUAUUGCACAUGUAAAAUAUGAACCCUUAACCCUGCGGUGCAGUGCGCGAGCCUGUAAGCUUUUUUGACUCUUAAAGAAAACCAUUUCUGAAAUGCUUGGUUGGAAGACAGUGACAAUAGCUCAUGAAACUGAGUGGUAUUUUUCUUUCUUUUUUUAAAAAAAUAUGUAAAGUUGAGUCUUCCGUAUUCACGCAUACUGUAUAUACGUGUAUAUGUUUUGCUGAACGGCUUAAAGAACAAUAAAUACAACGUUAAUGGUG